Dibothriocephalus latus is the source of this 319-nucleotide messenger RNA. The record is from the annotation of a GenBank genome assembly. NCBI's taxonomy places the organism in Eukaryota, Metazoa, Platyhelminthes, Cestoda, Diphyllobothriidea, Diphyllobothriidae.
AUUUCAUCCUUGUCGGUAUCCUAAUUUUUACUUUUCUGCUUUCAUUGCCGGUACAAAACAGGUUGUCCUUCUCGGUCUCUUCAACGGUCAGGGUCUCGACUUGACCGCUCCAAACUGUCACCUGCUUAUGCGAAUCUCUCCCGGCGAGACGUACAUCAAAUGCGUCAUGAAGGAUGGACGGAUGCAGGGUGCCCUGCUGAUUGGUGAGACCGAACUGGAGGAGACAUUCGAAAACCUCAUCCUCAACCAAUUAGACUUGACAUCCUUUGGUGAACACUUGCUAGACCCGAACAUUGACUUGAGUGACUACUUUGACUAA